UUUCAUUGAAGCAAUUAUGAAUUUUUGGGUACGUAAGAAAUAAAAAGCCGUGUGCAACAUUUUUUUAAAACUUAAGUGAAAACCGCAAAAUUUUUGACUGGGUUCCCUAAAAAAACGCACUUAACCGCAAAAUAGUUGCACACGCAUUUUCUACUGUUGAAGUUAUCUAUUUCUCGAUAGUUUUAUGUACAUUACCCUCUAUGGUUUACAUUUGUAUAAAUAACCCAAGGGUCUCCUUUCAAUCUAUCAGUUUCAACUUCUUACUCAGUGAGUUAGUAUUGAAGUAUUGUCACAGUGUGAAGGAAAAUUAAUAAGCAAUUCCUCUAAAAAUGGCAGAUAAAAAUAAUCUAUUGUUGCUCUUCGAUCGUCCCAAUGAACCAGUGUUUAUGAACAAGGGAAAAACUGCAACGCAGUUCGAUUUGCCUGAUAAGUUUCUAACUGAUCGUUAUCGUCCAAUUGGAAGUGUAGUGCAAAGUCGUUUUGGAGAGACAGCAGAGCAACGUAUUCCUGUGCGUGAAAUUUCAAUUCCUGAUUUGCGUAUCCCAAUGUCGUUGGGUCGUAAUGAGCAAUUUUCACUUUUUGUUCCUGGACAUCGUCGUAUUGCGGCACGUUUGAUUGACAUAUUUGUUGGUAUGCGUUCCAUAGAUGACUUGCAAAGUGUUGCCGUUUAUGCUCGUGAUCGUAUUAAUCCUUUUCUGUUCAAUUAUGCACUGUCAGUGGCAUUGUUACAUCGCCCCGAUACCAAGGGUCUUGACUUGCCUUCAUUUGCACAGAACUUUCCUGAAAAAUUUGUAGAUUCACAAAUUUUUAGGCAAGCACGUGAAGAAGCUGUGGUAGUUCCUGAGGGUUCACGUAUGCCAAUUAUUAUUCCUCGUGAUUACACUGCCUCCGAUCUGGAACCAGAACAUCGUCUUUGGUACUUCCGUGAGGAUAUGGGUAUAAAUCUCCAUCAUUGGCAUUGGCAUUUAGUUUAUCCUUUCGAGGCUGGUGAUCGCGCAAUUGUGGAUAAGGAUCGUCGUGGGGAACUUUUCUAUUAUAUGCAUCAACAAGUCGUUGCACGUUACAAUUUAGAGCGAUUUAGUAACAAUUUGGCACGUGUAGUACGUUUUAAUAAUUUGAGGGAACCAAUUGCUGAAGGAUAUUUCCCCAAAAUGGACUCACUUGUAUCAAGUCGCGCUUGGCCACCACGUUUCAAUAAUACUUCAUUAUCUGACUUAAAUCGUGAGUUAGACCAAAUUAAUGUAGAUGUGUCUGAUUUAGAGCGCUGGAGAGAUCGUCUUUUCGAAGCCAUACAUCAAGGCUUUGUAGUCGAUGAAAGUGGUAAUCGUAUACAACUUGAUGAAACUAGAGGCAUUGAUUUACUUGGAAACAUGAUAGAAUCAUCUAUUGUAUCGCCUAACCGUUCACUAUAUGGAGAUUUCCACAAUUUGGGCCACGUUUUCAUAUCAUACGCACACGAUCCUGACCACAGACAUUUGGAAUCUUUUGGAGUAAUGGGUGACUCUGCAACAGCUAUGCGUGAUCCAGUAUUCUAUAGAUGGCAUGCAUACAUUGAUGAUAUUUUCCAAGAGCACAAAACCCGGUUAAAUCCAUAUACAGUGCCACAACUUGAAUAUCAAGGUAUUUCCGUCGCUGGUGUGCAAUUAACUACAGAUGGAGGACAGCCUAACAUCUUGACAACAUUCUGGCAGCAAUCUGAUGUUGAUCUGUCACGUGGUAUGGACUUUGUGCCACGCGGGAAUGUAUUUGCACGUUUUACUCAUUUACAGCAUACACCAUUUUUGUACACUAUUAACGUUAAUAAUGACAGUGGAGCUCAACGUUUUGGCACUGUUCGUAUAUUCUUGGGUCCUAAAACAGAUGAACGUGGCCAGGCAAUGUUACUCAGAGAUCAAAGAUUGCUUAUGAUUGAAUUAGAUAAAUUUAUUGUAUCUUUGAACCCCGGGCAAAACACAAUACGUCGUCGUUCAACGGAGUCCAGUGUAACUAUACCAUUUGAGCGUACUUUCCGCAAUUUAGAUGGAAGUCGUCCUGCGGCAGGCUCACCUGAAGAAUUGGAAUUCAAUUUCUGCGGUUGUGGCUGGCCACAGCAUAUGUUGAUUCCCAAAGGUUUACCAGAGGGUAUGCCCUGUGAAAUAUUUGUUAUGGUGUCGAAUUAUGAAGAUGAUAGAGUUGAUCAAGAAUUGGUUGGCAGCUGUAGCGAUGCUGCUUCUUAUUGUGGUGUUCGUGAUCGUCGUUAUCCAGAUCGUCGUUCCAUGGGUUAUCCUUUCGAUCGUUUACCACGUACUGGCGCAGAUCGAUUGGUCAAUUUCCUUACUCCCAACAUGAGUCUUCUUGACGUGGUUAUUCGUCACGACAAUCGAACUGUUAGUCGCCCAGCAGCUUAACUAUUCGAAACUGUUUUGUUCUUCCAAAAUUGAUGACAUCAGGCCAGGAAAUUGUUGUAGCGAUUAUUUUUCAAAUUUCAUUAAUUAAUUUUUUAUA
Messenger RNA from Teleopsis dalmanni, 2484 nucleotides. Its product is annotated as phenoloxidase 2-like. Bases 330 to 2387 code for a protein of 685 amino acids. The transcript has 4 exons. Lineage: Eukaryota; Metazoa; Arthropoda; Insecta; Diptera; Diopsidae. The record is from RefSeq and is a predicted model, not a curated record. Gene Ontology annotation, molecular function: oxidoreductase activity.